CAAGACGCCGCGUCGCGCGCUCCGCUCGGCCUGCCGCUCAGCCCUCGCAUCUCCAAUCGAAAAUUACGAACGCUCGCAAUCUUAUAAUCUAACCGCACAAAUACGAACCGUCGCACAUAAAAAUUUAACUAAACAACCUCUUCUCCUGACACAAAAAUACACUUCGUACUAUAUCUGAAAUUAUCAAACACGUGUUUAUAUAUAGUUGGCGCGAACACGGUGUCGACUGAUCCACGUUUUUCACUACGAGUGAAUAAAUAAUUAGCGUCCGACGACGUCGCGAGAAAUUUCACUUUUUACCGGCGAAGAUCUGUUGCUGUCUAACCUUCUGGACCUGUCUGCACUGGAUGGACCACUGAGCCGAAUCCACUAUAAUGAAAUUUUACCAGAGUGGAAGAAAAAUUAUAUAUUCAUCGAACUACAAGCACAAAAUAUAAACAGAAGCAAAUUAUUUCCUCAAUUUGAUAUCGAAGUGAAAGUGUUAUGUUUAAUUCAUAGUGACUGUUAAAAGGGUAUAAACGACCCUGUGAGGACAAAAAUGGUUGUUAGUGACUGUUGGGUGCUCAGAAAUAUGGAUGUCCGACAUUCAAUAUUCAAACUUUUAUUAUUCCAAAUUUUGGUGGCGUGGUGCAGCGCGAAGCAUGUCACGAUAGAAAAUAACCUACCGAGAGUAGAGAUUCUAUCGAACGAUGUAGAAAAUGAUGUCCAGGAUAGUAUAAGAAAUUUAUUACACAAUGGUUUAUAUUCUCAUCAGCAUUUGAACCCAUCAAGUCUACAAGUGACGACGCCGGUGAAGGUGACGUAUGAGGGCGAAUUCGUGUCGCACUCCCUGGACCAUGAGCAUCCGCACGGGCACGCGCGCGCGCGCCGCGACACGCACGAGCGCGGCCUGCCUCAUGACCUGCACUACAACCUCACGGUCGACGGCCGGGACCUCAGGCUCGACCUGCGGCCGUCGGUGUCAUUCGUUGGACCAGCGAUGAUCAUAGAGCGGCACAGGAUCAGCGGGCGCACGCGCGAGCGGCCGAAACCUAAGGCCACGGCCUGCCACUAUACGGGCGCCAUCCGGGGGCAGCCUGCCUCUAGCAUCGCGCUCUCGGCGUGCGAUGGACUUGCAGGCCUUCUACGAACAGAACACGGGGAGUAUUGGAUUGAACCGUCCAAUCAAAUAUCUUCUGAUAGUUCGCAAGGACGGCCUCAUGUCAUUUAUAAAAGAUCUGCUCUGAUGCAACAAGGCACUCAUAGAGGCAAAAGAGAAGUAGAUACGAGAACACAUUCCGAUAGACCUACUCAAAGAUUUAGCAGUAAUAAAUACACACAAAAUCAGCCAAACAAGUAUUAUGACACGGCAAGAAGGGAUAGACUAGCGAUGGAUCGUCGUCGGCGAGAGUAUUUGGAGGAAAGGCGAAGACGCUUAGAAGCGAUGAGAAGAAAUCCUACCGAGUACAGAAGUCAUCAAGCCAAGCUACGAAUGGAACAACGACGAUUGCAAGCAAUGUCUAAAAGUAUUUCAGUAGAGAGCAAGUCAGUGGAACAGAACUCAGCAUUAAAGAACGGGAACCGAAAAAAAAUCAACAAUGAUAUGAGAUUGCGACGAGUAAAAAAUAGACGAAACAGACGUAGGCGAUCAAAGAAUUGCGCCACGAAGCAGCCGCCUUACCAGUGGAAGACCAAAGACAUGGAUCAUCAUGAGCUUGAGCAACAUAAAAAUAAAGGACAAAAUAGGAACAAUCAUUACAACAGCAACUAUCGUCGCGGCAACCCCAGAAGGCAGAGACGGCCAACACGGUCAGUGAGCAAGCCUCGCCAUGUAGAAGUGUUGCUGGUAGCAGAUAAGUCCAUGACUGACUUUCACGACGAAGACAACAUAGAGACUUAUCUCCUUACCAUUAUGAACAUGGUGUCAUCGCUCUACAUGGAUCCAUCAAUAGGAAACUACAUCAAAGUGGUGGUUGUAAAGAUCAUCUUCGUGGAAGACCUAGGAGCAGCUCCUGACUUGGAAGUGACGAGUGACGCCGACACCACGCUGACGUCAUUCUGCCGGUGGCAGCAGCAACUGAACCCGGAUGAUGACGCCAACCCUCAUCACCACGACGUAGCCAUUCUCAUCACCAGGCAGGACAUUUGCAGUCAGCACGGCAACCCUUGUAGUACGUUGGGCGUGGCGCACGUGGCGGGCAUGUGCAAGCCGGACCGCAGCUGCUCCGUCAACGAGGACAACGGCAUCAUGCUGGCGCACACCAUCACGCACGAGCUGGGACACAAUUUUGGCCUGUACCAUGACACGGAGAAGAUCGGGUGCCAUCGGCGCGAGGGAUCUACCCUGCACAUCAUGACGCCAAUCUUCGAGGCUGACACCGUACAAGUGGCUUGGUCGAGAUGCAGCAAGCGGGACGUCACCAACUUCUUGGAUGCUGGCAUGGGCGAGUGUCUGAGCGACCGGCCGUCCCAAGACGAAUACAUCUAUCCCGAAGUCCCAGCUGGGGUGAUGUUUGACGCGGCUACACAGUGUCACCUGCAAUUUGGCGCGGAGGCAGUAGUAUGUGCGAAGCCAUCGGAGCUGUGCGAACACCUGUGGUGCCUCGUCAACAACACCUGCAAGACCAUGCUGCGGCCCGCCGCGCCCGGGACCACUUGUGGACCUGAUAUGUGGUGCCAAAACCAGACGUGUGUAGCCCGAACUCCAUCACCCGCGCCGCGUCACGGCGGCUGGGGCCCGUGGAGCGAGUGGAGCGAAUGUUCGCGCACGUGCGGCGCCGGAGUCUCCACGCAGUCGCGCAAGUGCAACAACCCGGAGCCCUCCAACAAGGGCAACUACUGCAUCGGAGAUAGGAGCCGGUGUGUAGCCCGAACCCCAUCACCAGCGCCGCGUCACGGCGGCUGGGGCCCGUGGAGCGAGUGGAGCGAAUGUUCGCGCACGUGCGGCGCCGGAGUCUCCACGCAGUCGCGCAAGUGCAACAACCCGGAGCCCUCCAACAAGGGCAACUACUGCAUCGGAGAUAGGAGCCGAUACAAGAUAUGCAAUACGGAUCCAUGUCCAAUCAACGAGCCGACGUUCAGAGAAGUGCAAUGCGCCAAAUACAACAACAGAACAUACAAGAACGUCACAGUGGCCGAGUGGAUACCUUACUUCGACCAAGACAGGCCGUGCGAGCUGAAGUGUGUGCCUCGCGAUGACAGCGACCUCCAACUGAUGUCGCCAGCCUUCGUGGCCGACGGAACACCCUGCAGGCAGAGCAUUGGCUCUAGGGACAUGUGCAUUGCUGGCGUAUGCUACAAAGUUGGCUGCGACUGGGAGGUGAAUUCCGACGCAGAGGAGGACGCUUGCGGCGUAUGCGGCGGCAACGGCUCCGCCUGCAAGACCGUCAAGGGCAUCUACAGCAAGGGCACCACUAAGCAGUCCGGCUUUAGCGAAGUUGCGGUCAUACCAGCCGGCUCAAGAAAUGUGAAGAUUCAAGAGAAAGUCAGUCCUGGAAACUACAUCUCCAUUGGAAGCGCGAAGUCGAGGAAGAUUUAUUUGAGUGGAGCAAGAAAUACCACUUUGACUGAGUACUUCGUGGCUGGAGCGCAAGCAAUCUAUGAACGAGAUCGCGAUUGGGAGAAAGUGAGAAUCUCAGGACCAAUCGAGGAAGACAUCAAAGUUUAUCAACGAAUAUACCGCGGCCGCCACCGCAACCCGGGCGUGACAUACCAGUACACGGUGGACCGGCAGCGGCAGCGGCGCUUCGGGUACCGCCUGUCCGACUGGUCGCCCUGCUCCGUGACGUGCGGCGUGGGCUACAUGCGUCGUCAUUACGAGUGCGUCGACGAACACAACCGUGAGUACAAGGCUUCACAUACGAAUAUACCGCGGCCGCCACCGCAACCCGGGCGUGACGUACCAGUACACGGUGGACCGGCAGCGGCAGCGGCGCUUCGGGUACCGCCUGUCCGACUGGUCGCCCUGCUCCGUGACGUGCGGCGUGGGCUACAUGCGUCGUCAUUACGAGUGCGUCGACGAACAUACCGCGGCCGCCACCGCAACCCGGGCGUGACGUACCAGUACACGGUGGACCGGCAGCGGCAGCGGCGCUUCGGGUACCGCCUGUCCGACUGGUCGCCCUGCUCCGUGACCUGCGGCGUGGGCUACAUGCGCCGCCACUACGAGUGCGUCGACGAACACAACCACCUGGUAGAGCAGUCGCAGUGCUACCACAUCGAGCCGCCGCGGCACGAGGCCCUGAUGCAGCAGUGCCGGCCAACCGCCUGCCCGCACUGGUGGGUCGGCGCCUGGAACCACUGCUCCAAGCCCUGCCAUAUGCCGGGCGAGGAGGCAACGAAACAGCGCAGCGUAUACUGCGUGGACAAAGUAUCAAACGGGGUCGUGGAAGACUCCAAGUGCGACGCGGCGACCAAACCGAUCAGCAUCAUCAAGUGCGCAGACGUCCCCGCGUGCUAG
This is a messenger RNA of Ostrinia nubilalis (European corn borer), 4438 nucleotides long. It is a transcript of the gene AdamTS-B, whose product is annotated as A disintegrin and metalloproteinase with thrombospondin motifs 7. The coding region runs from base 539 to 4438 and encodes 1299 amino acids. Lineage: Eukaryota; Metazoa; Arthropoda; Insecta; Lepidoptera; Crambidae. Gene Ontology annotation, cellular component: extracellular matrix. Gene Ontology annotation, molecular function: metalloendopeptidase activity. Gene Ontology annotation, biological process: proteolysis; extracellular matrix organization. The transcript has 22 exons. The record is from RefSeq and is a predicted model, not a curated record.